UUCUUUGGGAAAAUCCUAAGGUUUUAUAAAAUAUUCAAGGGUAUUUUCACUUAUUCUUGACUUGCUCACAUCGAGCAAAAAGCUAUAUAAUAAGUCCAUUACUGUGGCCUCUCAAUCAGUUUCUCAUCGGAAUUGUCGCCGCAAUGAAGUAUCUUUCGUUAUUUGUCACGCUUCUGGCGAUGCUUUGCCUUGCAGAUUUUGGAAGUGCUGGCAGAAUAAAUAUACCCAAGAUAACCAUUCGGAAUGGAGAUAUCACUGUCCAUGGAGACUGCCAUGGUUGCACAGCGAGAGCCAGCAAAAAUUCGGCGCAUUUAUCAAUUCAUCAGUCUUAUUCUUACAAAUGGAGGAGUAAAGGUUAAAUUUAAUUAAUAAUUAAAUGUAUAUCAGUUGUAGUCACACUUGCCAUUUAUAUAUAACUAAUUAAAA
Messenger RNA from Drosophila serrata, 426 nucleotides. It is a transcript of the gene BomT1, whose product is annotated as Bomanin Tailed 1. The record is from RefSeq and is a predicted model, not a curated record. NCBI's taxonomy places the organism in Eukaryota, Metazoa, Arthropoda, Insecta, Diptera, Drosophilidae.